Messenger RNA from Rotaria socialis, 1470 nucleotides. The record is from the annotation of a GenBank genome assembly. NCBI's taxonomy places the organism in Eukaryota, Metazoa, Rotifera, Eurotatoria, Philodinida, Philodinidae.
AUGUCGAAUAACUUCUAUGCUACCAGUCUUAACACCGAAGGUGCAACUGCAAAUGCUUAUGACUUUUGUGUUGGCGAUGGACUUGCAUUAAUAAAAAAAAAAGUGUUAAGCAACGUGAAGAAUUUCAAAGCGCCUGAAACUUAUGGUUUACCACUUAAAAUCGAUUUGAAAGUGGGUGCUAAGUAUAUGAUGACAGUCAAUUCUGAUACGGAAGAUGGAUUAGUCAAUGGUGCUUGUGGAAAAUUAGUAAUGAUUGAUUACGGAAAACUUCAAAAAACUAAUGAAACAGUACCAUGUAGAAUAUGGAUUAAAUUCAAUGAAGAAAAAACUGGAAGAAAAGCUAGAGCCAAUUUCCACAAUGUAAUGCGUAAUAGAAAUAUUGACUCUAGUCUUACACCAAUCGAACCAGUAAUACGUCAAAUAAAUACGAAGUCAACAAACUUUAAAGUAGAACGGAAGCAGUUUCCAAUAGUACCUUGUGAAGCUAUGACCAUAUACAAAAGUCAAGGGGGUACUUACGAAAAAGUCGUUGUCAAUCUGAAGAAGGGGACGACAAGAUCUGAAUUAUAUGUUGCUUGUAGUCGCUCAAUAAAAGCAAGUGGUUUAUAUUUAAUUGGUGACUUCGUUCCACCAAAGCCACCUGAACAUAAUGAUUCAGUGGCGAUGAUGUUUAAAACCAGGAGGUCCGAAAGAAUGAUCAAAUUUUCACUUGAAUUUCCUGAAGAAUCUCAAGGAGAAAGACUUUCUGUGAUAUUCCAUAAUGUGCAAUCAUUGAAUAAAAACAUUUUGGAUGUCAAAUCUGACAAAACAUUUUUGUCUGCUUCCAUGAUAAAUCUUGUUGAAACAUGGAUAAAACCUAGUGACUCUUUGGAAAUUGAAGGUUUCAAGGUAGUUCACAGACGUGAUUGUAAUGACAUACGAAAACCAUUUGGUCAAAUCACUUAUUUAAAAAAUCAUUUGAAGUAUGAAAGUAUUGCCGAAAGAUGUGAGUAUUCAGGCAAAAACCAUAUUGAAUACUCCUCAAUAAAAAUUGAUGAUAUUUGCAUCAUUUCUGUUUACAAUUCACCAAACUCGCCAUUCGAUGUCUUAAAACGACAUAUUAAUGAAGUUAUAACUGCUUCAAAACGAUUUUGUGAAAAUAUAAUUGUUGUUGGUGAUUUCAACAUAAAUUUGAAGAUUAAAAUCAAUUACAAAUUUAAUGAAUAUAUGAAAUCAUUCGGACUAAGUUUGAUUAAUAAAUUAAAUAAAAAUUCAACUAAUGCUAAAACACAGAUUGACUAUUGCUUCGCUAAUGUGAAUGGCUGGAAAUCUGAUUAUUUUGAAAGUCUAACAAGUUUUCAUAAACCAUUGCGGAUAAGAAAACAUGAAAUUGACUCACAACUUUAUGUUGAUGAAAACGAACAGAUUCGUACAGAUAUGCCUUUGAAUCUUGAAGAUCUUACCCUAGUCUCAAUCCUGUUCAUUCCUUGA